GGUCCGUCAGUCGCCUUCAUGUCAUUCAAGAAAACACAAGAGUUUACCACUGGCGCGUUUUGCUACAGAAUUUUAAUUUUGUUCCGUGAAAAGAUGUGAUUUUGAUCGAAAAAGCUUUUUAUUUUAUUACUAAUCGUGAUCCGUACGCGUAGCGUUUCACCAUUGCGUGUUAUUAGAAUUAAAGUGACCCGCGAUGGGAGUUACGGGUUUGUGGAAACUGGUGGAACAAUCGGGCAAACCGGUUCCGCUGGAGACGCUCGAGAACAAGGUGCUCGCUGUGGAUAUAUCAAUUUGGUUGCAUCAGGUCAUAAAAGGCUUCCAAGAUUCAAAGGGAAGCUCGCUUCCAAAUGCACACAUCCUGGGGUUGUUUCACAGGUUGUGCAAGCUGAUGUACUAUCGUAUCAAGCCGGUGUUUGUGUUUGACGGUGGUGUUCCAGUACUGAAAAAGCAGACUAUCGCCAAGCGCAAUCAAAGCAAGAGCAAAUAUCACAAUGAAGCCGAUCGACUGCAACAAUUGCUGCUGGAAACGUUGGCCAAGGAAAAGGUCGUUCAGCAGGCGCUGGGGUCAGCUACCAGUCUUCUGGUUUCGCCCUCAAAAAAGCCCGGAAACAGCAGCAAAACAACGGACGAACCCGAUGAGAUGUUCAAACUGCCACCCUUGAAAGAGGAUUCACCGUUCAAAAGUGCUGCCGAUAGCUCCCAUACCGAUCUGGACGAAAGUGGCAGCUCGUGGGACGAAAAAACUUCCAAAAGCUAUUAUCAUUUGAACUUGAAUGCCAUUGAUGUGACGAGUGUGCAUUUCAAGAACCUGCCGGCAGAUGUGAGACAUGACAUUUUAAACGACAUCAAAGAGACCCGGAAGCAAAGCUCGUGGGGACGGCUGCAUGAACUUCCGGUGGAGAGUAAUGAUUUCUCGUCGUUUCAAAUGAAGCGAUUGCUGAAACGGCGUGCGGUGCAGGUGGAACUGGAGGAAGCCGAGAAGGAAAUGGGAGGAAAGUGUCUCUCACUGGCCGAGCUGGAAGCGCUUCUUUCUGAAGAGGGAGUGGACACUUCUUCUAGUCAGGCAGCGCAGAAGAUCGCUUCGGAUGAGAAUACGCGGUUUUUGCUGGUCAGAGACGUACAGAAGGCGAUUGAGAAGGCAAAAAUCAAGGAGGAACAAGAGAAGAACGCUCCAAAGCCUCCGAAGCUAUCCCGGAGUACUUCUGCGAAGUCGGAAGUAAUAGACGUUCUGGACGAUAAGGAAAUGGACGAAGAACUUCAGUUGGCGAUCAAAAUGUCCCUAAUGCAAGACGAAGACCCCAGCGUAAAGAUAAAUCUCGAACAGGAUGAAGUCCAAAUGUCCAAACAGCAGAAGCAAGCUCUCGGCAACUCGGCCAUGACUCUGGCUAGAGACUAUAUGCUGGAAUACGGUGGUAUGUCAAAUGACGACUUCCGAGAGUUGCUCCACCAAACGCAAGAUGUUGAUCCGGGUGAGGUGGAGCAAUCGUUUACGCAGAUGUUCAACCACAAUUCGGUAUCCAUACUGAAAGGAACGGACGCCCCGGAAGACAAGGAAGAAGUGGGAGAAGUACUCGUUUCAUCAGACACCGAUACUGAUUCGGAUUUCAUUGACGUGCCGACGGACGAUUUAGAUGAUAUGACACCGGGUAUUCUGUUACCGUUGAAUCCCAGCAAUCACCUGAAGCCACUGUACAGUACGGUUGUGGAUUUCCGGCUGGAGGAUCUGCAGAUGAAUAAGGACGGCAAAAAGGUGGUGGAAGUUGUGAUCGAUGAGACCAAGAUCGGGACGAAGGACGACGAAGAUAUUUUUGCCGAUGUGUUUGGGAAAAACGUUGGGAUUAAAUCAGGGCAGGGGAAAUCGUUGGAAGUGGCACAGGCUUAUACAAAGGACAUUGCGGAUGCAGGAGAACAACCUGAAGCUACAAUUAUUCCUAAGAAGACGGAACCACCAGUUGCACCCAAGAUUCCCGGCAUCAAGGUCAAGAAGGUUGACGACAUCAAUGCCCGACUACAGGAAGAACUUCAAAAGCUCAAAGCUGCUCCAGCCAUAAACCUUGAUGAUAUCGCGUUGAGUAUUCCACUAGAAGAUGACGAGUUAAUUCCGGUCAAAAAAAUACAAGAAAGUAACAACGAGGUGAACAAACCGGAGAAUGUGCGUGACAUUGUGAAACAGCAAUUAGAGAAACUGAAGUCACAACCCCCAGUAAUAAAUUUGGACGAAAUCGAGCUGACCGACAAUCUGGUGAAAGAUGUUCCAGAUAAAUUGGAAGAUCAACGUACUAAAGCCAACUCGGAUGACGAGGACAGCGAUGCAACCGUGGGAUAUUCACCAAUGAAGGCACUACAAAAAGUUUUGGAAGCAUCGGAACAGUCUUGUGCCGAUGUAAUACAAUCCAAUGAAACUGAACCUGAACCUGGAAAGCAGACUACCGCAGCGCAACCCGUUUAUGGCACUCCUAAAAAAGGAACUCUUGAACACCUGGUGGUGGCCCGCACGCCUGGCAGCGAUUCCAAGAAAUCCGAACCGGAAGAAGACGUUCCCAAUGUUCCAAAGCCAUUCUUCGUCAACAAAACACCUACCUCGUCAUCAAAGAAAAACAAACCAUUCGAAUCGGGAACCCCUGGUAAAUCCACGAAAGUGUCCAAAGAGUUGUUCCCGGAGCCGGAACCGAUACCCUCCACUAGCAAAGGUCCAACGGCUCCAACGGCUGAAACCAUGAUCAUCGAUAUGGCCGACAAUUUGAAGGAAAACAAAACCCCGCUGGAGCUGAAAAAGAUGGCCCUGAAUCUCGCCCAAACCGAACGGGAACUGGAGAAGGAAAAGAAUCGACAGUCCCGACUGGGCACUUCAAUUACCGAACAGAUGCAGGACGAUUGCAUGCAGCUGCUGCGGCUGUUCGGUGUCCCGUACAUUGUGGCACCCAUGGAAGCGGAAGCGCAGUGUGCUUUCCUCAAUCAGAUCCAGAUCACCGAUGGGACCAUAACGGACGAUAGCGAUAUCUGGUUGUUUGGCGGGCAGACGGUGUACAAAAAUUUCUUCAACCAGCAGAAGCUGGUGCUAGAGUUUACGGCCGACAGCAUCGAGCGGUUGUUCCAGAUGGAUCGGAAGAAGCUGAUCCAGCUGGCUUUGCUGGUGGGCAGCGAUUACACUACGGGUAUCAGUGGUAUCGGGGCGGUCACGGCUAUGGAAAUUCUCGCAUCUUUCCCCGCCACACCGGAAAAGGAUGGUGAAACAUCCGAAAUGAUGUCACUCCUCUCUGGCUUGCGAAAAUUUCGCGACUGGUGGAACCAUGGCCGUAACAAUUCCAUUGGUACCCGGAUAACCCUCAAGUCUAAACUGAAGAACAUUGAGUUUACCGAGGGUUUUCCGAGUUCCGGAGUGGUAGAGGCGUACAUGUUUCCCACGGUUGACAGCAAUAAGGAACCUUUCUCGUGGGGCUAUCCGGAUGUUGAAAGUUUGCGGGAUUUUACCAAACAAAAGUUUGGAUGGCCACAAGCCAAAUUCAACGACGUUAUUAUGCCGGUGAUCAAACGUUUGGACGAACGGAAAUCGCAAGCCUCGAUCAAAAACUAUUUCAAGGUUCAAAGCGCUGUGGCCACCAACCAGUUAAAGGUGAGCAAACGUGUGCAGAGUGCCGUCGAUGUGAUGGCCGGAAAGAUUACGGAAGAACCGGCCAAGAGUCCCAAGAAAAAGGUAACACGUAAGCGUAAACCAAAGGCUGGUGAACCGGAAGUUGCUUAUCCGGAUGCAACUCAGUCGACAUCUUCUGAAGUUAUAUGCUUAUCACAAGAUAGCGAUGAUGACUUUGCCGAACCGAAGAAAACUCGAGGUAGGAAGGCUGCUGGCAGCACUGCCAAGAAAUCCAAGCCCAGAGCAAAUAAAAAGGCUGCUACCGAACCGGAAAAGCCUGAAACCGAUAAACCAUCCACCUCCUUGGUCAACAUUGGAAGUAUUAUCUCCAAAAUAAAUGAUCAAUCGGCGGAAAAGUUGGGCGACGAAGCUGUGGCAGCAAGAAAAAAAGCUGCCAAGAACAAGAUACCGGACUUCAAUCCCGCCAUUCCGCAACGUUUGAAGGACGAAGAGGAAAUGGUAAACCGCAAACAACGAGCAAUUGAGCUGUUUAAAAAAUCCCAAACCGAAUCCAAAGUCAAAAAAUCGCGCAAGUAAUUCCUGCCCAAGGUAGGUUGUAUGUUUCAGUUUCACUGAUGGUUGCAAUUGUUAUUAAUGAAUACAAAACUGUUCGUAAUUGGUCUCACUGAAAA
This is a messenger RNA of Aedes albopictus (Asian tiger mosquito), 4263 nucleotides long. RefSeq names its product DNA excision repair protein ERCC-5 homolog (gene mus201). Gene Ontology annotation, molecular function: DNA endonuclease activity; single-stranded DNA binding. The record is from RefSeq and is a predicted model, not a curated record. Gene Ontology annotation, cellular component: nucleus. Gene Ontology annotation, biological process: nucleotide-excision repair. The coding region runs from base 194 to 4168 and encodes 1324 amino acids. Lineage: Eukaryota; Metazoa; Arthropoda; Insecta; Diptera; Culicidae. The transcript has 5 exons.